AUGCCCAAGAAGAAGGACAAGAAAAGCGCCGACAAACAGGAUAAAGACAAGAAAACACCGAAAAAGGACAGUUCCGCGACUCAUGCAGAUAAAACCCCUUCUGACGACAAAGAGAAGGAUUUAUACCUGACUCAAGUACGAUAUUUGAGCGAGCAGCUGGAGAGAUAUCAGCUGAAAUGUGAUCAGCUGGAGAGGCAGAGGAAAGAUUUAGACUUUCAGUACAGUGCACUGGAGAGGGAGAAGAAGGACAUUGUUGAGUAUCUGAAACGCUCCCUGCUGGAAAAGGAGGAUGAGGUGGAUGAGCUGACAGAGCGCUUGGAGAGUCAGCGGCAGGCUGCCGAUGAGCACAGACAGGCCUUACAGCUGCAGCACAGUCAGCUGAGUCAAGAGCUGCAAGACCGGAUUGAAGAACUCACCGCAGCAAACAUGACAUUUGCAUCGCAGCUUGCUGCUCUGGAGGAGUUUCAGAAGCAGAAGGAGCAGCUGAUGUCCAACAUGGAGUCUCUGGAGAAGCAGCUGGCCAGUGAGAAGAAGGAACACAAAGCUGCCAUCCACAGCCUGGAGAUGAAAGCACUGCUGGAACAGAACAGGUUGAUGAAGGAGAUGGAGAGUCAUGUGGCAGCUAUGGCAGAUGAGGUGCAGCACCUGGUGGACCAGAAGGUCCCGGAGACAACUAGGUUGGCCCUUCAGGAGAACACGGAGGUUAAGGCUCGAUACAGCCAGCUGUCAGAGCAGGCACAGGUCCUGAUGGGAGAGAACUUUGCCCUGCGGGACCGUAAGAGCCAGCUCAGUGUAGACGUGGACAACCUGGAGCAAAUGCUCAGCGAGACAUCCCGCCAGAGCUGCAUCCGCAAGAAGGUGGUGGAGAAGCUUACAGAAAAGUGCCAGCAGCUGCAGGUGGAGCUGAAAGACUGCCGGCAAGAACUGGAGCAGCUUCGGUCUGAACACACAGGAGUCCUGGCUGAGAUGGAGGCACUCAGGCAGGACCGGGCCUCACUGACCGAGCAGUGCAGAAAAACCAGUGCCGAGGUGAGUGGGCUGGAGAAGGAGCUACAGGAGGAGAGGAGGAAGAGGAGCAGGAUGAAGAGCAUCAUGCAGGAAGCAGCCAGCACUCUCAGACUGGCCCUGAUGGAGGCACCCAUCGAGCAGGACUUGGAGGUGGACUCUGUUGUCCAGUGGAAGCAGCUGAUGCAGGAGCUGCUGGUGGUCUUGGACAGGCCCCCACUCACUAACUCCACCUCUGACAGCGACCAGCAGAAUGAGCUGCAGACCUCCGACCCUACAGCAGCCAGAGCAGGGGCCGUGAAUCCAGCUUUGAGUUUCCAGUUGGAUCUGGCCCGCCACAGGCUGGGCAAUCUGGGCCUUGUGCCCUGUCCCACACUGAAACAAAAACACACACUCUCCAGGGCCGGUGCUGGCACCCGCAUGCCUCUGCCCAGGAAGCCCCCCAGUCUGAGAACAGCCGGCUCCAUUAAACCAACUGAUUCAGCUGUCAGAUUUCUGACCUCCAGAAACUUCAUCACUAAACCCAAGUAA
Messenger RNA from Chelmon rostratus (copperband butterflyfish), 1536 nucleotides. It is a transcript of the gene cfap157, whose product is annotated as cilia and flagella associated protein 157. Gene Ontology annotation, biological process: sperm axoneme assembly. The record is from RefSeq and is a predicted model, not a curated record. The transcript is spliced from 9 exons. Bases 1 to 1536 code for a protein of 511 amino acids. Gene Ontology annotation, molecular function: microtubule binding. Lineage: Eukaryota; Metazoa; Chordata; Actinopteri; Chaetodontiformes; Chaetodontidae. Gene Ontology annotation, cellular component: ciliary basal body; cilium.